This is a messenger RNA of Colletotrichum chrysophilum, 2196 nucleotides long. RefSeq lists its product as uncharacterized. Bases 1 to 2196 code for a protein of 731 amino acids. NCBI's taxonomy places the organism in Eukaryota, Fungi, Ascomycota, Sordariomycetes, Glomerellales, Glomerellaceae. Gene Ontology annotation, cellular component: mRNA cleavage and polyadenylation specificity factor complex. The transcript has 7 exons. The record is from RefSeq and is a predicted model, not a curated record.
AUGGCGUCCGCCUCUGAGCAGUCCGUGAGCGACCAAAUCCGCCAACUGAACGACGCCCGCAAACUCGUCCUCGGCGACGUCAAAUACUAUCCCAACGUCGUCCAGAGCAUCCUUCCGAUCGUCGGACCCUCCGCGCGCGUCGAACUACGAAGAUGGGGCGCCGACUUCUUAGCCGAGGCCUUUGCGACGCCAGCCCUCCCCGGAAGCGAGAAGGAGACGAUGCAGCUCUUCGUGCUGGACACGCUGCAGACCAUGGUUGAGAACCCCAAUGAGGACGCCCAUGUCUUGCGGAGCGCUAUACAGACUGCCGCUAGCGUUUACCCGUAUGCGUUGAGAUGGAUCAUCAACAACUCGUAUGACACCACCACAUGGGAGCGGAUGGUAGCGAUCAAGAAGAGGAUUCUCAGGAUAUGGGACGACGCUGAGCCUACGGUGCGCAUUUGCUGCAUCAAGUUUGCACAGCGAGUCGUACUGGCGCAGUCAACGGCCAACCCAGCGGAACCCAGACGUGGUGACUCUCUUGACAUAUCGCUGGACAAGAUCCCGCCCAAUCAUCAGACGUUGGAUGCUAGGACGCUCGACGCUGAAGGAGCUGGUUUGCUGGACAGAAUGCUGAGCGUCUUGCAGGAGAACAGCAGGCGCCUUGGUGAUAGUGAUGUUCUCAUUGUUGAUGCCACUCUCAACUGCUUGUCCAUCUUGAUCCGCACACGGCCCGGCACGGCCAACAGGAUCUUGAAUGCCGUGCUCAACUUCAACCCACUGAAGCUCGCAAACUCGCCCAUGACUCCCAAAACCCGCGUAAUGGUCAAGUCCAUGGAAAAGACCACCCGUAUGCUCUUGAUCCAUUUGUCCAAACGCGACCCGCAAAACCCCAUGGCGCCACGAAUCCAGCAGCACGUCGAGAGGAUGAUGCGUAUGCGAAACGAGAUAUUCGACGAGGCCGGCCGCAAACGGGCUUAUGAGGCUCAGCACCACGACGGCAUGGACCCCAAGCGUCAGCGACUGGUACCACAAGUAUCGACAACACCACAGAUCCAGAUCACAUCGCUGCCGCCAGGCCCUCACAGCCUCGGCGAUGUGUUCACACUCACGGGCAGCGAAGGCCUCAAGGCGUUUGACGUAGCAACGCUGCCUCCCGCCAUGGCCGCCAAGAUCAGCAUCACCACCCUCAUCCGUACAGAUCAACAUCUACUUAUGAAGGCGCUCGAGGGCAUUCGUGGACGACUCAAUGCGUUGGCUGCCCAGCCACCACCCCCAAUUAACCCAGAAACUGCACCGCUUGGUGUAGACGAGGACGAUGACGACUACGAGCCGGACUUUUCUGCGGCCGAGGACAACGAGCAGAUUCUGAACAAGCUUGAUGGCGAUAGUGUGGCCAAGCUGGAUGACGGAGACUUUGGGCUCAGGUCCUUCAGGUUGCCGCCGCCACCGACGCUGACGCCCGAAAUGGCGCUCAGCGCAGGUCAAGGUUCCGUGAUGUCCCUGUUCCAGUUCGUGAAGACGCUCGAAGAUCCGGCCAAGAAGUCCAAGUCUGGCAUCAAUCGAUUGGCGGCUAGUAGCAAUGAUCGUGAAUCGUGGAUUGCCAUCAUCACACGUCUGGCUAGCAGGUCUGCGGCAGGCCUGGAGGGUGUAGACGUCAAAGACGAGAGCAGUAGCUCUGCGGCACGAUUCUCACUCGGCAACAGUAUCAGAGAAUCUCUAUAUACCUACGUGCUCGAGGACUUCCGACGGCGCAUCGAUGUAGCCAUCACGUGGUUGACGGAAGAGUGGUACAAUGACCAGCUGCAGAAGAAGCAAGCCGGCGAUCAACCCAUGCACUACGAAAAGUGGGCGUUGAAGCUCAUUGACGGCUUCUCGCAAUAUCUCAAUGCGCAGGACAAGGUGCUUACGAGGUUCCUGGGAGAGAUUCCCGAACUCAGCCCGGCGAUUCUGUCGCGUGUCAAGGCCAUCUGUCGAGACCCGACAGUCGUCCCCCUGGCACUGACAAGUCUGCUGUACCUGGUCAUGAUGCGGCCGCCGGCGAAGGAGAUGGCUCUGGAUACUGUGCAAAAUAUCUGGACAGAGUUCGAGGACGCAAAGCCGUUGGCAGCGAAGUACCUCGUCAAGUUCAGACCGGCCUUCCUCCAAGCGGCCAAGGGCGACGCGGAGAACAACAACGCUGCCGCGGCGACCAACAACACGGCCAUCGCGACGUGA